Helianthus annuus (common sunflower) is the source of this 2524-nucleotide messenger RNA. Its product is annotated as calponin homology domain-containing protein DDB_G0272472. Bases 414 to 2150 code for a protein of 578 amino acids. Gene Ontology annotation, molecular function: nucleic acid binding. Lineage: Eukaryota; Viridiplantae; Streptophyta; Magnoliopsida; Asterales; Asteraceae. The record is from RefSeq and is a predicted model, not a curated record. The transcript is spliced from 5 exons.
UAAAAAAAAAAAAAAAAAAACAAAAGCCCUAAUUUUACCCAAACGACGACUCUCAUCUUACCCUGUUCCAUCGAAGAAGGAAGAACCACCAUUCAAGCUGCUUUAAUUCACUCCACUUUUUUCAAACACAAUUCCUUUAAAAUUGUUUCAAAAUCAUACAUCUUUAUUUUUUAAUUUUUUUUUUUACUUUCAACUGUUUCAAAACCAAUUUCUUUGCUUUCAAGGAACCCUUAUCCUUGAUUUCAUUUCCUCUUUAUGCUUCUAAUUUGUUGAUUUUUCUGAUCGUUGUUUUUGUAUGCUAGGGUUUCACUUUUUCCACAAAUUUGGAACAUACUAAAUCAGUCUUAAUUCUCCCCAGGAUUCGUCUUCAUUAACCUCCAUUUUAAUCUUUUACUAGGAUCCAGGUGUGAAAAAUGGGUGACAAAUCAGAUAGUAAAACUAAAAAGGCAUCUUCACCAUAUGUUGUUCUUGAAAACCGACCCCUAGAUCAAUGGAAAGUAACCGAGUUAAAAGAGGAACUCAAGAAGCGAAAAUUAAUCACAAGGGGAUUAAAAGAAGAGCUUGUUAAGAGGUUGGAUGAAGCCAUACGGGCCGAAAUGGAUGAUGAUGACGAUGAUAAAAGAAAUCUUGAAAAUGACUCGAACAAUGAUGCAGAGAAUACCGUAGACGCCAUGGAUCACACCAUGAUUCAAAAUGAGAAAUUAGAGAAAGAUAAUAGGGUAGACGAUUUAGAAAACAAGAGCGAUGAGAAUACAGAUGUCGAAAUGGGAACGAAUACGGUUCAUGUUGAUGAUGGUUUGCAGUCAUUAACCGAAAAAACGGUUACAAAAGAUCAUGGUGGCAUUGCUUCUACUGAAGUGGAAACCGCUUUUAUGGUAUCUGAAGCGUCUGGUGGUGGUUCGAACCAGGAACCAAGAAACGGUGAGCCGAAGCCGGAAUCACGGUCUCCUGAACAAGAACCAGCCGAGCCCGGUUCGUCAGAUCUCAUAAGUGGCAAACAGGUAGAUGAGGUCAGCAAAGUACAAUCUGAUUCUAUUUCUGUUGAUACUAUCUCAAUUAUUGAAAAGAAUGAACUAAAGGAUAAUGUAAUUGGUGAUGAAGUCAAAUCAGAAGCGGUCAAAGUUGCUAAAGAGAAAGAUAUCGACAACGUUAAAAGUACUGGUUUUAUCAACGAUAAAGAUAAUGUAAUUGCUAACGAUGUUAAGCUUGUGAAUGAAUCACUAGUGGAAAAGGUUAUUGCUGAAGAGAAAGAUGUCAACGGUGCUGAAAAUGUUGAUAUUUCUAAGAAAAACGAUAGUGGAGAUGUGGCUGUUGAAGAUAAAACUGCUCCUAGCGUGACAUCUACAAAAAGAAAGCCUAAUGACCUGGAAAAGGCAGCAGAAAACAGCGAAACACUAAAACGGCAGCGCAAGUGGAAUUCCGAAAACCUUGAAGUACCCAAACAACCAACAAAUCUUUCCACUUCCACUACACCUAAGGAUGCAUUUCAGACUGUUGCCAAACCCGCCUUUUCGAGAUCUGAGUCAACGAAAAGUCAAGAUUUGCCAAAAGCACGCGUCGUUCCCCCUUCAUCAAAGGCUCCAACUACUUCUCUGCGAAUCGAUAAUUUUUUGCGUCCUUUCACUUUAAAGGCUGUGCAAGAAUUUCUUGGCAAAACGGGUACGGUUGUUAGUUUCUGGAUGGAUCAAAUCAAAACACACUGUUAUGUUACGUAUGCAUCAGUGGAAGAAGCUAUAGAGACACGAAACGCUGUAUGCAACCUACAAUGGCCCGUGAACGGUGGACGUCUUUUGAUGGCCGACUUUGUGGACCCACAAGAAGUUAAGAAUCGGGUCGACCCACCUCCACCAUCUCCAGAAACUCCGUCCACCACCACCGCCGCACCUCUUGCCACUGUGCAACCGCCACAACCCUCUCCUCGCCUGAAACAACCGCUCCCUACUCCACCUCCGCCACCACUGUCUAACCCACCACCAGCAAGAAACCGCGCACCACCACCUCUCGAAAAAGUCGAUCCACCGAUCGUUACAUUGGAUGAUCUUUUUAAAAAGACGAGAGCUACCCCUCGUAUCUACUACUUACCGCUUUCUGACGAACAAGUUGCGGCAAAACUGAAGGGUCAGGGGAAACCGAAACCUGGGAAUGCGUAGGGCUUAGAUCAAUGUAAAGAUACUGGUAGUAGUAUUAUAUAAUCACGUGUUUGCAGGUCUGCAGGUAAUGCGUUUAGGAAGGAACGAUCGAGCAAAGGUGGGCCCCAGGAUGUGCUCGGUGGUUUUUGGGCCAAACCGAGUUUGGAUUCGGGAGUCUCGCUAUAUUGGGAUUUUUUAUUGGACCCAUUUUAUGUUGGUUUAGGAUCUAGUUGUGUAAUUGUCUCUUGGUGUGCAAAAUGGUUUAGCUUUUUGUUGGCUAGAGGUGCACAUUGCUUUACCGUUGAGACGGUUAAAAUGCAAUCUAUAUAAAAGUUGGACUAAAAAAAUUAAAAAAGAAUAUAUUAUAUAACAAUUUUAACCCAUGUCAACCUGUU